AUGCCUUUUACACUUACACUUAAGCCAAAGAAAGCCAAAGGUGGACAGGUCUACUACCCACUUCAACUGAACCUCGUUUCCAAGCCCUCGCCCGGUCCCAAUGAAAUCCUGAUUCAGCUUGAAGCUGCAGCUUUGAACCACAGAGACUUCUUCCUCCGCCAGAAUCUCUACCCUGGCCUCUCCUUCAAGUCUCCUAUGCUUUCGGAUGGGUGCGGCACUGUUGUCGAACUUGGAAGAGGCUGUAAUGCGGCGUCUAGCGAACUUCUCGGCAAAAAGGUGAUCCUGACUCCCUUCCGGGGAUGGGAUUCUAAUUCAGAAGGCCCAGAAGACUAUUCGAACUUCAGCACGAUUGGUGGUGUUGAGCCUCAUUUCGACCUUGGGAUGGCGCAGAACUACAUCUCGGUACACGAGUCCGAGGUUGAGGUAUUGCCGGAGCACUUGAGCAGCAUCGAGGGAGCUGCUAUACCAUGUUGUGGUAUCACGGCCUGGCGUGCUUUGGUGACCAAGUCCGGCAAUGCCAAACCUGGCCGCAAUAUUCUUGUAACCGGUAUUGGGGGUGGCGUAGCUAUACAAACGCUGCUUUUUGGUGUUGCCAUGGGCUGCAACAUGUACGUCAGCUCCAGCUCUGACGAAAAGCUUGCCAAGGCGCGCCAACUUGGUGCUAUUGGGACAGUCAAUUACAAAACCGACUCUGAUAGCUGGGACAAGACUCUGGGAUCGUUGCUGCCUCCGGAACGACCGUAUUUAGAUGCCGUCAUCGAUGGAGCAGGUGGAAAUAUUGUCACCAAAGCUCUGACUGUUCUCAAGCCUGGGGGUGUAAUCGUAUGCUAUGGCAUGACGAUCGGGCCAGUAAUGGAUUGGCCUAUGCAGGCAGCGCUGAAGAAUGUCGAUUUGCGGGGCACUAUGGUCGGAUCAAGAGCGGAAUUCCGAGACAUGGUGAAAUUCAUCAAGGUGCACAGAAUCAAACCCAUCAUUAGCAGAAGCGUCAAGGGCUUAGAUUGCGUGGAUGCUAUUGAUGGAUUGUUCGAAGAUAUUCGCGCGGGAAAGCAGUUUGGAAAGUUGAUUCUUGAAAUCUAG
Molecule: messenger RNA, 1077 nt
Organism: Parastagonospora nodorum SN15
Lineage: Eukaryota; Fungi; Ascomycota; Dothideomycetes; Pleosporales; Phaeosphaeriaceae
Exons: 1
Coding region: 1-1077 (358 amino acids)
Molecular function (GO): oxidoreductase activity
Source: RefSeq, a predicted model, not a curated record